CGCAAGGAAGCUGUUGCUCAAGCUAAGCAGCAAGUGGACCUAGCAGUUGCUUCAGAAAAGGCACAACUAGAAGAUAAAAUAUCUGCGUUGAAAUUGUCAUUGGAUUCCAAAAUCAAACUGCAAGAGGUUCGUCUUGCGGAAUUGGAAUCUUCGUGCGAUGCGAAGGAGAAAGACCUUGCAGAUAAGGCAAAAUCUCGGGUACUGGAGGAAUUCCGGCAGGAGUACGACUUGCUGAAGGAAGAUUUGGCGAAGAAGGACAAGGUUUCUGCAGAAUUGCAGGAAAAAUUGUGCGAAGUCACGAAUGCUUUGAAGGAAUCGCAAGAAAAAUUUUCUGUUCAGAGCGAACGUUUUCAGGCGCUCGAAGAAGCACAGAAAAGAAGUGAGGAAUCGUUGAAAUCGAAGCAUCACGCCACCGGCAGAGAAACAGAGCUCUUGAGUCUGAAAAUCGCGAAUCUAGAAGAAUCUCGCGCUGGUUUGGAGAAUGAUUUAUCCUCGGUGACUCAAAAAUACGAACGCCUCAAGUCUGCGCUUCGAGAAGCCAGGGACCGGAAAAGAGUUCGAGAUCAAGCAGCGAGUAGACGAAUGGAGUCUGAAGAUGAUUUCGAUCUGAGUUCGAAUCUAUCCCGAUCACUUUCCUGGGAGCGCGAGGCUGACCAACGAGAUCGAAGGACGAAGCCCCGGGUUAACGCUGGUCCAGGUGUUGAAAAUCGCAAUACUCGUGUUCGUCAUCAGUCUGUUGAUGCAAACGAACGGAAUCAACAUCGCGAGAAGGACAAAACCGGAGAACGGCGUGACGUGCGUGCUGGUGGGAAUGUGUCGGCGAAACAACUUGCGGAUUUGUUGAAGGCGGAGCUGAAGAAAAUGCCGCGAGACGGAAGAACAGUGCUAUCUCAAAAAACGGGAAAACUAGUCGCCAGGGUGGACAAGCUGUCUCGCGAAUUCGCGCUUCGAUCGCCGGGUGAUGAUCUUCAAGCCCUGAUGAGUUCGCCUCUCCCUCUACGCCAUCAGCUAAUGCCAUCGGUCAGCUUCGGUACCACUGGUCCUGUGACCAGAGGAACCAACAACAGUCUUUGUAGACGGAUUGCAGAACACCAAGCCUGGUUGGACAGGGUCACGUCAGUCCGGAAUAUCGAGUCAUGA
Notodromas monacha is the source of this 1140-nucleotide messenger RNA. The record is from the annotation of a GenBank genome assembly. Lineage: Eukaryota; Metazoa; Arthropoda; Ostracoda; Podocopida; Cyprididae.